GAUUAGGCAGUAGGCACUGUGGUUUGGGACUUCUGCUCCAAUCAGUCUGGAGGCUGUGACUGAUUGCUCUAUUCCAUGGCCACUUCUGACCAGAAAGAUCAGGCAUGGAUCCCCAAAUAUUUCAAGAAGAAAGUCUGCACAACUUUCAUUGAGCAACCUAAUGAUACAGGUGCCUCCAAUUUCUGCCAGUGUGGCAGUACUCGCAAAAACCAUACGUCGGUCGCCAUAGAAGAUGCUUUUGGAGCAGCCAUUGUCAGCAAAUGGGACUCAGCGCAACAUACCACAGAGAGGCCAACUGAUGCCUAUGGGGAGGUGGAAUUUCUAGGCACUAGCCGUAGACCGAGCAAGUUCAUUCGCCUCUCCGACUCAUCUGAUCCUGCAAAUGCCUAUGCUUUAGUAACGAAUCACUGGAAAAUCCCACAUCCCAACUUGGUGGUGUCAGUGGUAGGAGGCGAAGGUGAGGGGCCCGUAAAGGCCUGGCUCAAAGAUGUGCUGAGAAAGGGGCUGGUUAAAGCAGCUCAGAGCACAGGUGCCUGGAUUAUGACAAGUGGUCUCCAAGCUGGUGUGGGCCGGUAUGUGGGAGAAGCGGUGAGAGACCACGCUAUGGCCAGUACCAGCCGCAGCACUCAUGUUGUAGCAAUGGGCAUUGCUCCAUGGGGUAUCGUUGAACAGCACCAUUGCCUUGUCAACCCCAAGGGUUCCUUCCCAGCACGUUACCCCAGGACAAACCCUGCGAGUCCUUUCUGCCCUCUAGAUGCCAAUCAUUCUGCCUUCUUCUUGGUGGACAAUGGGACACUGGGCAGAGCAGGCGGAGAGACCGCCUUCCGAGCCCGUUUGGAACGCUAUAUUGCCCAGCAAAAAGUGGGAGCUGGAGGUGAAGGGAGCAUUGAGAUUCCUGUGUUGCUACUGCUCAUCAGUGGGGACUCAGCCAUAUUCAAGCGUGUAUCAGAGGCUGUGCAUGCCUCCAUUCCCUGCCUCCUUCUAGCUGGAUCUGGGGGAGCAGCAGACUGCUUAGCUGAAUUGUUGGAAGAGACCCAACCUGGGGAGUCCCUGAAAACUCUGGCAAUGAAGAAAAUGCAGGGGAAAUUCCCAGACAAUGAUUUGGAGGAGUUGGCUGAGCAGGUGGAAAGCAUUGGGAAUCUGAGGGAAUUGGUGACUGUCUAUUCAGACCAAGAAGGUUUGGAGGAGUUUGAGACUGUCCUGCUUAAAGCUCUGGUGAAAGCAUGCAAGCGGUCAAGCAAGGCCACCUGUUAUCUGGAUGAGCUACGUCUGGCAGUAGCUUGGAAUCGGGUGGACAUUGCCAGCACAGAACUGUUCCGUGGGGACAUUCUCUGGGAGCCCAGCCUGCUGGAGAACCCAAUGCGUGAUGCAUUGCUGGGUAAUCGAACUGACUUAGUGCGCCUCUUUGUGGAGAAUGGCUUGGAUGUAGGACAGUUCCUGACAUGGGGAAAACUGGAACAGCUGUAUGCUGGGUCCCCCAAGGUCUCACUGCUGCACCAACUUUUGGAGCGAUGCCAUGGGACAGGCUCUGAGCCAUCAACCUCUCCUGAAGACUUGCUACUGAAACAAUCUUUGCCUGAUUGCCAUUUAUCUCAUGUGGCUUUUAUUCUGCACGAGCUACUAGGGAAUGUCUGUGCUCCUUUUUAUGCAGGACUAUACCCUACUGGCCACAGAGGGAUAGGCAAAAAAGUAUUAUUACUAAAUGGAGAUUCCACAUACCAACAUGAGCUGUCACCAAACCCAUGGACUGAUCUAUUUAUCUGGGCAGUGUUGCUGAAUCGAAAAGAGAUGGCAAUUUACUUCUGGGAAAUGGCACCUGAUGCAGUGGCUGGGGCAUUGGCAGCAGCACAAAUACUGCGGGAACUUUCACAUCUAGAGACAGAGACAGAGGAAGCGGCAGCCAUGAAGGAUUUAGCAAUGCAGUUUGAAAACUUGGCCAUAGGAGUAUUCAAUGAAUGUUACCGUAAUAGUGAGCCACGGGCCUACAAACUACUGGUGCGCUGUUCCCACCUCUGGGGUGGAGCCACUAUCCUCCAUCUGGCUCACCAGGCUGAUGCCCGUCUCUUUUUUGCACAGGAUGGUGUGCAGUCCCUGCUUACCCAAAACUGGUGGGGAGAAAUGGACCGAAGUACCUCUGUCUGGAAGCUUCUUCUAACCUUUUUUUGCCCCCCUCUCAUCUUUACUGAACUCAUUACAUUCAGGAACAUGGAUGAAGAUCUGCGUCUGGAUUCCUUGGAACAGUUUGAACUGGACAGUCUUGAUACAGAUGUGAAAAGUACCAUCGGAGACAUGUUGUCUGAAAGUUUGGAACCUCCUUCCCCUCUUUCUGUUCGACAACUCUGGCUACGACGGUGGCAUCAAUUCUGGAUGGCACCUGUGACAGCCUUCCUGGGCAAUGUGGUGAUGUACUUGCUCUUCCUCUUCCUCUUCUCCUACGUCCUGCUGCUGGAUUUUGACCCUCCACCUCCCAAAGGUCCAUCUGGCACUGAGAUAGUUCUGUACAUCUGGGUCUUCACACUGGUUUGUGAAGAGGUGCGUCAAGGAUGUUUUGUGGGUUCCCGUCCUUUGUUGCAGAGAGUACAACGGUACUUCCUGGACACCUGGAACCAGUUUGAUAUCACGGCCCUGCUACUCUUCAUGGUGGGGCUAGUGUGCAGGCUGUUUCCUUCAUCAUAUGAAUCAGGACGCACCAUUCUGUGCCUGGAUUUCAUGAUCUUCACCCUUCGUCUCAUCCACAUCUUUGCAGUCAACAAACAGUUGGGGCCCAAGAUGAUUAUCGUUGGCAAGAUGAUGAAGGAUGUAUUUUUCUUUCUGUUCUUCCUUGGGGUAUGGCUGGUAGCCUAUGGGGUCACGACUGAGGGUCUUCUUCUCCCCCACGAUCGAAGAAUCCCUUGGAUAUUUCGACGUGUUUUCUACCGACCUUACUUGCAAAUUUUUGGACAGAUCCCACUCGGUGAAAUUGAUGCUGCCCAGUUUACGGCCUCGAAUUGCACCUAUGACCCUUUAGCCAUUUUGAUGGAGGACGCGAAUCCUUGUACCAAUACCUAUGCUAAUUGGCUGGUGCUCAUUCUUCUUGUGAUCUUCCUGUUGGUAGCCAAUAUUCUGCUCCUCAACUUGCUGAUUGCAAUGUUCAGUUACACGUUCUCCAAAGUGCAAGGCAACAGUGAUAUCUACUGGAAAUCACAGCGUUACAACCUUAUCUUGGAGUAUCAUAGCCGGCCUGCAUUGGCUCCACCCUUCAUCCUGAUCAGCCACCUACAUCUUUUGUGCAAGCGUCAUAUCCACAAGGUGCAGUCGGCAAAGAGACGUGACUUCUUGCUAGAACUCUCUGAGAUCCAAAAUAGGCGACUACUGACAUGGGAAUCAGUACAGAAAGAAAAUUACUUAGUAACCCAGGCUCGACAGAAACGUGACAGCGACACUGAGCGACUUCGGAGAACUUCCCAAAAAGUCGAUCAGGCUUUAAAGCAGCUUUCUGAUAUCAAAGAAUCAGAGCGACGUCUGAAGACCCUUGAGAUGCAGAUGGAGUAUUGUACCAGUGCCUUGUCUUGGGUAGUAGAUAUCUUGGCCCAGAGUGACAUAGCAAAAGGAAAACAAGUUCCACCUAUUCAAAAAAAAGAUUGAACUUUUCCAUGGCACAUGACAAAAGACAGGGAAGAAAUAUCAGCUGCUGCUGUUCACAAAAUCCCAAAAGUGUCUCAACAUCUGAUCUCUCAGAGAAUUAAAAUGUAGACUUCAGCAGGAAAUAAUUGAGAGAAUCCAGGAUCGCAUUUCAGUUCAGCUACAAAAUACCUUACGUCUGACUUUAGUUUUCUUCAUUGGAAAUAUGAAUUAUCUACCUCACAGCAUUUCAAUGAGAAAGAAAUGUGGACGGUUAAAAUAUUGAUAUGCCAGACAUGCAAAAA
Messenger RNA from Notechis scutatus (mainland tiger snake), 3905 nucleotides. RefSeq names its product transient receptor potential cation channel subfamily M member 4 (gene TRPM4). NCBI's taxonomy places the organism in Eukaryota, Metazoa, Chordata, Lepidosauria, Squamata, Elapidae. Gene Ontology annotation, cellular component: plasma membrane. Gene Ontology annotation, biological process: calcium ion transmembrane transport. Gene Ontology annotation, molecular function: ligand-gated calcium channel activity; calcium-activated cation channel activity. The record is from RefSeq and is a predicted model, not a curated record.